AUGAAUAUGGAUCGCUAUCUUCAGAUGCCCGAAAAUUACGUGUGGUCCACGUUGACUGGUUGUGGUAACAUUGCUGACCAGAUAUUCGUACAGGAUAGUGCACCACACUAUUUUUCUCUUACUGUGCGUGCGUGGUUAGACAAGCAUUUUCCAGGGCGUUGGAUGGGACGACGCGGACCUCAUGAACGACCUCCAAGAAGUCCAGAUCUCACUCCAUGUGAUUUUUACCGUUGGGGUUACACAAUAGAAGAGUUUUACAAAACACAAUCUCGAACACUGGAGGACUCGGAGACACGCACUCAGGACUUUCUCAGUGAUAUCUCAGACGAUAUCAUGCAGAAGGUUGUUCAUUCCAUCCCUGACCGUUUGAGAAAACUGGUUAACGCCACCGGUGCUUACGUUGAAAUAUGA
This is a messenger RNA of Octopus bimaculoides (California two-spot octopus), 411 nucleotides long. RefSeq lists its product as uncharacterized. The record is from RefSeq and is a predicted model, not a curated record. NCBI's taxonomy places the organism in Eukaryota, Metazoa, Mollusca, Cephalopoda, Octopoda, Octopodidae.